CUUCUAGACUUCUAGUUGCUUUCCACUUCCACCACCAACCCCAUAAAUAACAGCCAUCACAUGGUGACACACAAGGUACACCAAGGCACUAUAAACUCCUUCCACGUCAAUACCUUUACUGUACACGUGUCUCUUCCUCCAGAAAGUACCUAAUUUCUCUUUUCUUUCUCCUCUUAGUCCUUUUCUUGUUCCUCUGUUUCGUCUCUGUUCUAAUUAGGCAGCCAUCAAAAAACCCAACGAAUUUGGUGGAUCAUUAACAGAACAGGAAAGCCAAAAUGCAAUCGAGGGUAGUGGCCAAAAUGCAACAAUGGGUUCUCUCUCGAGCCCAUAACCAAGCUCUCAGCAGAGGACUUUCAUCCGCCCGAUCGGCCGGUCGCACUGCUGACCCUGAUAUUCAUUCCGGAGAAGUCGAAGCUGGACCUGAUGUAUAUUACAGAAAAAACGAAAGUCAAGGAAGUGUGGUGGUUGGUGAUGAUGCGGCCAAGCAAGAAUUAGAACACAAAGCCCAUAAAGAAACCGGGCCAUUGAAGCCUCCAAGAACACCUUUUGCUUCUUCUCCGAGGCUGGAAAGCACUGAGGUCUCACCCCAACCCCCGGACCCCGUUGUUCAGCAAAAGCGUGGCCAUGCAACUGCAAGCGUAGAAGAAGCCAGUUGCGAAGGAUUUGACGGCACGCCAUGGCCAAAAGACAAGGAAAAAGAGCAGAGAGACAGGAACGAACAGGUGGAUGAUGACAGAGAAUACUUCAAGCAUCACAAGGCCUCCCCGUUGUCGGAGAUCAAAGUAGUCGAUACGAGGAAGCCGUUGACGAGGGCAACUGAUGGGACAGCGGAUGCCGACAAGGAUAACGAUCAUGGCGCAGACGUAAUUGGGUGGAGGCCUGAGCAGCUCGACACGGCGGAGGAGGCGCUUAGGAGGGCCGUCGAGAUAUUUAGGCAGAAUGCUAUGCGUGGUGAUCCGGAAACGUAUCCCCAUUCCAGGGUUCUUAGAGAGCUUCGUGGUGAAUGGUUUUGACAUGAAUUGCACCUCGUAUGCAUGCGAUCGACUCUUAUAUAUAUAUAAUGUGUAAAUUGGUAGUUUGCUAGCUGAAAAAAGGAAGGAUUUUGCCGAUAUUAAUAAAAACGAAAACGCUGAAUGCGAUUUAAUCAAA
Messenger RNA from Juglans microcarpa x Juglans regia, 1149 nucleotides. RefSeq lists its product as uncharacterized. Bases 276 to 1013 code for a protein of 245 amino acids. The transcript is spliced from 2 exons. NCBI's taxonomy places the organism in Eukaryota, Viridiplantae, Streptophyta, Magnoliopsida, Fagales, Juglandaceae. The record is from RefSeq and is a predicted model, not a curated record.